Drosophila elegans is the source of this 2694-nucleotide messenger RNA. Its product is annotated as pancreatic lipase-related protein 2. Gene Ontology annotation, molecular function: carboxylic ester hydrolase activity; lipase activity. Gene Ontology annotation, biological process: lipid metabolic process. The record is from RefSeq and is a predicted model, not a curated record. The transcript is spliced from 3 exons. The coding region runs from base 424 to 2049 and encodes 541 amino acids. NCBI's taxonomy places the organism in Eukaryota, Metazoa, Arthropoda, Insecta, Diptera, Drosophilidae.
GCUGAUCCGCUCAGUGUUCAAACGGUUCCCAAGCGAUUCAGAUCGGCGGAGAUAUAGCAAAGUCCGAGUCGAGUGUAAAUCAGAGAUAGUCAUUGUCGAAAAGCCGAGGGCCGCCAGAAACUAACGGCACACUCGAGACGAGAGACAGUCGAUAAGAUUAACGUCAAAUUUAAUUAAAAAAUAACUAAAACUAACGAAGAGCCAGGCACAACAAACGAUCCAUCGAUCGAUCGAUCUAUUGCAUCGUAUCGUAUCGUAACUCGAAUAUAUAAGUCUUAGCCUUAGAUAAUCAGGAACAGCCAACUCGAGUGGCACUCGUUCAAGUGAUUUGUGAUUGUGGCCAAGCCCUGGGAAAAGUGUGUGUGAUUUGAGUUGCACCAUCUAGCACCAUCUCAACAGGGAUCCAAGAUCCUUCAUUAAAAGAUGUACGUGGCCAACACUACUGGCGGCUUGAUGCUGCAGACCAUGCUGUAUUUGGCCAAUCACACCAGUCGUGCGGCCGUCAACACCCUGGUCGAUCUGCCACCAGCACCCAAAAGUGACAUCAACGAGGUGAAGUGCUUCGGGGUGUACGGCUGUUUUCCGAUCAAUGGGCCAUGGAACACGGUGACACGGUCGAUAAAUGUGCAUCCGCAGAAGCCAUCGGAGAUUGAGCCGCACUUCACGUUGCACUUGAGAAAGGAACUGGACCAGCCCAAGUACCUGGAUCUCAAUGAUCCGGACAGCGUGCAGGGCAUGGGCCUGGAUGCCAAGGGCAAGAUCUUCCUGCUGGUCCAUGGCUAUUUGGAAUCGGGCGAGAUUCCCUGGAUGUGGGACAUGGCGAGGGCGUUGCUGGCAUACGAGCCGGAGGGUAAGGCCGCCGUGGUCCUGAUCGAUUGGGGCGGUGGUGCGAGUCCGCCGUAUGUCCAGGCGGUCGCCAAUAUCCGGCUCGUGGGCGCAAUCACCGCCCAUGUGGUGCACAUGCUGUACGAGGAGCUGCGUCUGCCAAAUCUCGAUAAUGUGCACAUCAUUGGCCAUUCGCUGGGUGCCCAUCUAUCCGGCUAUGCGGGAUAUCAUCUGCAGCACGACUUUGGCCUAAAGCCGGCCAGGAUUACGGGCCUCGAUCCGGCAGCUCCACUUUUCACGGACACCGAUCCCAUCGUGCGGCUGGACAAGACGGAUGCCCAUUUCGUGGACAUCCUGCACACGGAUGCCAAUCCCCUGAUGAAAGGCGGACUGGGCAUUAAUAUGCGUCUCGGCCACGUGGACUUCUUCCCCAACGGAGGAUUCGAUAAUCCCGGCUGCAACAAGAAGUUCCAGGAUGUGGUGCAGAAGAAGACGCUGUUCCUGACCAUGCAGGAGUUCCUCAGCUGCAAUCACAUCCGCAGUCAGCAGUAUUUCACGGAGAGCAUCGGUUCGCAGUGUCCCUUCCUCGGAAUAACCUGUGAUUCCUUUGAGAGCUUCAAGGACACGAGGUGCACCAGCUGCGAGGAGCCGGGCCACACUUGUCUGCGAAUGGGCUACCACAGCCAGGAGGAUUACCAGGAGCAGGUGGAUCUGGGCCAGCUGCAGCAGGGUGAUUCACCCGGCGUCUUUUACCUGUGGACAGGUGACAGUAAGCCCUUCUGCCGGCUGCACUAUAGGAUUACGGUGCGAGUUUCCGGACAUGAUGAGAGUACGCUGCAUGGCGGCGAGGUGGGCAUCCUGUCCGUUCAGCUCCACGAUGCGCUGCAGAAGAAGGCAAGCGGCAAGAGGGAGCGAGCCACCACGGAGAUGAUGAAAUUCUCCCCGAAGGCCAUGUACUUUGAGCCGGGCUACGAAUACAAGGCCCUGGUGGCCGGACGGAAUCUCCGGGAACCGGAAUACGCCACCGUUAAUUGGGAGUAUCCCACAAAUAUACUGAAUCCACUCACCUGGCGCAUCCUUUCGGCGCCGCGAAUUUACCUCGAGUACAUCCUCAUCGAGGCGAUGGAGUCCAGCGAGCUCUAUCUAAAAUUGUGCCCCCAGCACGAGGGAGCCAUUCUCACGGGAGCCGAAAAUGUCCUGCGCUCCAGCUAUUGCAAGGAUUAAUAUCUAUCAAAUUAAUUAUGAACCUAAAUUGGUAAUUAAUUAUUUAAUUGAUUUGUAUGUGGUUUGAGUAGCCUAUUGAUUAUCAACCAGGGUAAAGUUUCAAUAUUUAUCUUUUUUUCCUGGCUUAUUCACUACCUACUUAAAAAUGGCAUAAUCUUAAUCACUUCAAUUAACUAAUUAAUUAUCUACUGAAUUCUGAAUUGUAUGUAAACUAUUUAAUUAAUUAAUUGGCUAAUUAAUAGCAAUUUAAAUCAUAUAGCUAAUUUAAUUAGCCAAUUAAUUAAGCAUUUAGUUAUCACUUCCUUGGCUGGACUGCUUUAUGUAGAAAAUCAAGUCAAGCAGUGCAGGUUCGCAUCCCCGCUUAGUUGUCUACACCAUGUAAACGCUGGUGCGUGUCUGCACUAUGACAACAGUUGAGAUCGAAAAGUGUUCCCACUUUGAACUUUAUAGCAACUGGCUGAGGAAGAACAGUUUGUAUUUUAUUAUAGUAUUUUAAUAGUUCGCAAGCGAAGCAAUCAUCAACCGUUAUUUAUUUUAUAAAAUAAUUUUUUUUCCAUUUUUUUUUUUGAGUAUAUUAAAUGUAUUUGUAGUUAUAGUACAUUGAUGUAGCCUAAUUUAAUGUAAAUAAAAAUACAAAAAUAUUAG